AUGGAGUACCAUGCUGUUCGCCUGCCUUUUCCGAACGUGCACAUCACCACUACUCACGUUGCCACCGCACGGUCGCACAUGCCGACCCCGUUCCUACUGCUGGACACGCCUGUUUUUGGCGGCGAGGAGGAAUUUGCCGCAGCGCCGGUUUGUUUCGAGAAAGCAGUUCAAGCCCUGGAGAUGGUGGACCGGCCUACUGUUCUGGUCGACCCAGCAGGCGGCUGCUUGGCAGCAACAGCCCAUCAUGACGCGUGCGGCCCCCAUCCGGGUGCGCAAAACGACCCGACCAGCGGUGACCCAGAUGGCCACGGCGGCCGGCGGCCCUCGGGAACAAACUUUGAACUGCAGGAGCAGCAACAACAGCAAACUCCCAAUUUGCAGGCUGCCCGCCGCGUGAGCUCUCUAGCGCCCUCGCCUCCAGCAAGCCAACUGACCGGCAGUGCAGGGGACCAUUUCUUCCCGGCGCUGCCGUACGACCAAACAGCCAGUGCCGCAGACUCGGAGUGUGCGGACGCGGCGGAGAGCGGCGGCCCCAGCUUCUGGCAGCCCCAGGCGCCGCAUCUGGAUGAGUCUGCUGCUGCUACUGCUGCUGCCGCUGCUACUGAACCGGCGAACACGGCAGCGGGGGGGUGUCCAAUCGGAGCUCUGACGGGCGCCGCGGGGGCGGAUGCAGCCGCCUCCUCUGGUGGUGCUGCACUGCAGGAUGGCGCGGUCCCCGCUGCCCCAGCCCCCCCUGCCGCAGCCGCCGCCGUCGUCGUCAGGGCGUUCCACCACAAGACCGGCGGCCCCUGCGACCACUGCGGAGCCACCGAGUCGCCACAAUGGCGCCGGGGGCCCCCCGCGAAGCCCAUGCUCUGUAACGCCUGCGGCACGCGCUUCAGACGGACCAAUCAGCUCAACCCGGCCGUGGCGAUCGCGCCCGCCGGCAGAGCAACGGCUGCUGCUUCGAUGGCGGGAGGGGGCGGUGCUGCCUCCACGGCGGCAAAGCGCAAUGCAGCAGCGAAGCGUGACCCGCCUUACAUUGCGAGCACGAGCGUGAAGCGCGGCCGCUCGUCUUCCGGGUACUGA
Molecule: messenger RNA, 1068 nt
Organism: Volvox carteri f. nagariensis
Lineage: Eukaryota; Viridiplantae; Chlorophyta; Chlorophyceae; Chlamydomonadales; Volvocaceae
Exons: 3
Coding region: 1-1068 (355 amino acids)
Biological process (GO): regulation of DNA-templated transcription
Molecular function (GO): zinc ion binding; sequence-specific DNA binding
Source: RefSeq, a predicted model, not a curated record